This is a messenger RNA of Scophthalmus maximus (turbot), 2248 nucleotides long. It is a transcript of the gene galcb, whose product is annotated as galactosylceramidase b. The transcript has 17 exons. Gene Ontology annotation, molecular function: galactosylceramidase activity. The record is from RefSeq and is a predicted model, not a curated record. Lineage: Eukaryota; Metazoa; Chordata; Actinopteri; Pleuronectiformes; Scophthalmidae. Bases 42 to 2042 code for a protein of 666 amino acids. Gene Ontology annotation, cellular component: lysosome. Gene Ontology annotation, biological process: galactosylceramide catabolic process.
CUCCGCCACGCGCAUGCGCAGCUCUCACAGACCGCGGCGGGAUGGAGCGGAGUGUCUCUACGGCGGUGGUCCUCUGUCUGACUCUGUCCCUGGGUCUCGGUUCCUCUUCUCACGCUUAUGUCCUGGACGACCGAGAGGGACUGGGGCGGGUGUUCGACGGGAUUGGAGGUCUGAGCGGCGGAGGGGCGACGUCUCGGUUGCUGGUGAACUACUUGGAGCCAUACCGCAGCCAGAUCCUGGACUUCCUGUUCAAACCGAACUUUGGAGCCUCGCUACACAUACUGAAGGUGGAGAUUGGAGGAGAUGCUCAGACUACUGACGGAACAGAGCCGUCCCACAUGCACUACGAGAACGAUGAGAACUACUUCCGGGGCUACGAGUGGUGGCUCAUGAGAGAAGCCAAGAAGAGGAACCCAAACAUCACACUCAUAGGAUUGCCCUGGGCGUUUCCUGGUUGGGUGGGCCACGGUAAGAACUGGCCCUACGACUUUCCAGACAUCACUGCAGCCUAUGUGGUGAACUGGAUCCUCGGUGCCAAGCAGUACCAUGACCUGGACAUUCAAUAUGUUGGGAUUUGGAAUGAGCGAAACUAUGACAGCAAGUACAUCAAGCUGCUACGGUACACUCUGGAUAAAAACGGUCUGGAGACGGUUGGGAUCAUAGCCAGUGACAACCUGUGGGAGCCCAUUGCCUUUUCUCUGCUGCUAGACCCCGAGCUGAGUGCAGCUGUAGACGUGAUAGGGGCCCAUUACCCAGGCACCACCACAGUGCUGGAGGCCCUGGAGACCCACAAGCGGCUAUGGUCUUCAGAGGACUACAGCACCUUCAACGACGAGGUGGGAGGAGGCUGCUGGGCUCGCAUCCUCAACCAGAACUACGUCAACGGUCACAUGACUGCAACCAUCUCCUGGAACCUGGUCGCCAGCUACUACGAGGAGCUGCCGUUUGGCAGAAACGGGCUGAUGACGGCCGAGGAGCCCUGGAGCGGACACUACGUGGUGGAACCUCCGAUCUGGAUCACAGCCCACACCACACAGUUCAGCCAGCCGGGGUGGAGCUACCUGCAGACUGUUGGACACCUCGGACAGGGGGGGAGUUAUGUUGCCCUGACUGACGGGAAAGGAAACCUCACUGUUGUCAUAGAAACCAUGACUCAUGACCAUUCAGUGUGCAUAAGACCUCCCCUCCCUCCGUUCAACGUGACAUCCCAGAAUGCAACUUUCCAGCUGAAGGGAUCCUUUGCCUCUAUCAAGGAGCUGCACGUGUGGCGGUCACAGUUCAACUUCAAGACAAAGAAGCCGUCCUUCUUUGAGAAGCUAAUUCCAGUGAAGCUAUUAGAUGGAUCCUUCACUUUAAAUCUGGCUGAAGACGAGGUUUACACGCUAACCACCAUCACAACAGGACAGAAGGGCAGUUACCCCGAACCACCUGCUUCAGCGCGCUUCCCCAAAGUCUACAAGGACGACUUCAGUGUUCGGAACCCUCCGUUCACUGAAGCUCCAGACUUUGCAGACCAGACCGGGGUCUUUGAGUACCACAUCAACCUGACAGACCCCGGACCUCACGUGUUCACCCUGCGACAGGUUGUGACUCAGAGACCCGUCACGUGGGCAACCGAUGCUGACCAGACCAUCAGUGUCAUAGGAGACUAUCAGUGGCAGAACCUGACGGUGACGUGUGACGUCUUCAUGGAGAGCGUGAUGACCGGGGGUGUGUUCAUCGCAGCCCGGGUGAACAAAGGAGGCCAGGCGGUCCGCAGCGCCUUAGGAGUCUUCUUCUGGGUGUUUGCAGACGGCACCUACAAAGUUACCAAUGACAUUGUGGGUCAGACGGUUCUUGCAGAGGGUCAGUCUGGAACACACACAUAUGGCUGGUUCACCUUAUCACUCACAGUGAAAGGCCAAUUUGCGUCGGGGCUGCUGAAUGGAUUCCCCCUGUGGCAGAACGCCGUGGUCCUGACCCCGAACAACGGCUGGGCGGCCAUCGGAACACGCUCCUUUGAACUGGCUCAGUUCGAUAACUUUGCCGUGGUGGCUGAAUGAAUGAAUGAUUUACACUUUGCUGUCAAAAUGCUCAUUAAUUUAUUGACUUAAUGAAUGCAUUGAUUCGAUACUUGAGUGUGUUAUCCAGAACUAAAGGAAGAAGAGGGCACACUGCACUGUUGGAAGUAAAUGUCAUUGAUUUUACAAUGUGAUUUUUUUUGUUGAGAGAAUAAAAUGAUUUUAAUAAUAAACUAAAUAAUGUGUUA